AUGGAAGGAAAACUUAGUUAUAGGGAAACUGGUGAAGAUCGCCUGUUUUCUAAUAAUAGUGACGAAGAAAAUGAAUAUGAACAAAAUGAUCAAGAUAUCUUAGACGAUUUCGUAUCGUUUCCUACUAUUCCCGACCCAGAUCAAGAACAUUCCAAGACACUCACUAAGAUAUUUUCCAAGACGCUUCGUAAGGUGACAUCGAAUGCACAUCAUCUUGUCCAAAAUUAUUCGUCUCCUAAAUCACGUACAACUAGCGGAGAUAGCUAUCAUGAUAGAUUUCCCGAGAGCCCGGUGAGAAUGCCAACUUUGACUACCACGGCGAUUAUACAGCCUGAGACAGAUAAAGUGAGCCAAAAGACUAUAGAUAAUACUUCUCUCAUGUCAUCACGGCUAUCAAGGGUGUCUUCCCCAAUAAUGGAACCGUCUUCAGGAACUCCACAGAUUAGAGUAUCGGGACUUAAAUCCUCUGAAAAUAUAUCCAAAUCUCCUAGUAAUUCGGACAUUAUGGGCAUACCAGGAAUAUCGAAUAAUAGUAAAGAUGAUGUUUCAAAUACGAAUAAACCAAACCAACAACCAAUGCAUGUAAGGUCGAGCAUUGCUCGCACAGAUGUUCCAAAAGUCAAAUCAGAUAAUAAAAGUUUACGGUUAUCCAGUAUGAGGGCUCCUCAUUUGUCAUACGCAUCCAUGAAUAAUAGUGCUACGAGCUCAGUUAUCAAUGUGAGUGCUCUUGCCAGUACGGACAAGGGUGAAACUUCGAUGAAUAUGGAUAUUUCAACCCACAAACCACUGCAAUCGACAAAUUCAAUGGUGUCAAAUGUAACUGGAAAUAAUAACACUAAUGACAAUAAUACUAACAACAUUUCACAAAAGGAUAAGCAGAAGAUUCUUCAAAACCGAAUAUCUUCGAUCUUCAACAAUUUACCCAAUGAUAUAGAACUAUCUGAAGAUUCUGCAUCAGAUUUGGAAACAAUAAAUAAUGUUAGUAUCUCACCAUCUACAAGCCACGCAAACAUUGCAUCAAUAAAUGCUCAUGACAACUUACUACUCGAAGAAAAACCAGACACAUCACCUAUAAGGAACCGUUCGCAGAACGUCCAAGAAUAUUCGCCAACAUCGAUCGCUUUCACCAAUUUCAGAAAUUUGCAUGAUAAGACUAGCAAAAAGAAGAGUUCGUCUAAUAUACCCAGUUUAAUACUAGAUAAUGCCAAAUCUAUCAUAAAUAGCAAUAUAACUGGAUCAGUCGUAUCAUCAGCUUCUUCGAUUGUUACUUCAAGAAGCAGAAACAAAAACAAAAAGAAGAAGAAACCUAGAAAAUCAUCUGAAAAUCCUUUGAAGAAUGGAGGUAUACCAAAGCAAUAUUGGAUGAAUGAUGCAUUUGUAUCCGAUUGCCUUAAUUGUUUCAAACCUUUUACAGCUUUCAGGCGGAAACAUCAUUGUCGCUUCUGUGGUCAAAUAUACUGCUCAGACUGUACUUUAUUCAUAUCAUACACAAGGCAUAAAGAAGAAAGAAAGAUGGGCAAAAAGUCAGACAAAAGACAUUUUAAUGAUAAAUUAAGAGUAUGCAAAGGUUGCUAUAACGAUGUAAUUGUUUACUUAAGCGACGACUCGUCGUCUUCUUCAUCUAAUUCGGAUUAUGAUUCAGAAGUCGUAAUUAUUGAAGAAAAUGAAAACCUGGAAGAGGUCCCAAGUCCCCAACUCCAAUUGUCAAGAAUACGCUCUCUAUCAAUUAGUUCAAGACGUGAUAGUUUGAUUAAUGAAGCGAAUAUAAAGAAUGCAAACAAAAGUUUCAUAAAUAAAGACUAUAAAUCAAUCUUAGAUAAAGCAAACAACUCGAUAACAGAAUAUCCAGGCAAUGAUGAUGCGGAUUACUCAAUAAAUUUUCGCAAACAUUCUUAUCCAGCUAACGUUGAUUCGAAUAAUAUGAAGCCAUAUAUUAAGCAGGCGCCUCAAAUGGCAAUCCCAGCCACAAGAAAAGGGGAGGCUGUUGAAAUUCCUAUCCCUAAAAGCUCGUAUACAAAUAGUAUAUUAUCCCAUAAUAUAAUAGGUGAUGCGCAUUUUACUCAAAGUCCAAAUAAUGAGCCGCUUGGCUACAAUAAUACUUCGUGGUUUAAGAACUAUACACAUUUAAAAGCCUAUAACCUACCAUCAUCUUCCGAAUCUAAAUCCAAUAGUUUUAAUAGUCAUAUGUAUAACCCAUUCUUGGGGAAAAGAAAAAUUAAUAGAUAUAGCAAACCUUCUUCGGACCAGCAUGACUAUCAUUCUAUGAAAACAAGAAACAAAAGAUCAGAAUUAAUCCUGCAGAGUGACAUAGAUACGGAAACUAGUAAUGAAGAAGAUGAAGGCAAUAAUGAAGAUAUCGAGAGUGAAAACGAAGAUGAACAAGUCAUGUCGUUAUAUUCUUCUUUGAAUCACAUUGAUUCUAAUAAUUCGACUACCACUUCCGCUUUAUCACCUCGUCAACCUGGAUCGCAUACGCUUAUUCUGUCAAAUACCGCCGUUCCUACUUUGGGUGAAUUUCCAACUAUGUUUGCAAAUGAGAAAUUAUUCCAGAGAAAUUUUACAAAGCGUAACUCGAAAUCAUCGCCUUUGGUCUCUAAGCUUUUUCAAAAUAGUACCAGCUCUAUUGGAAGUGGUAAUAUCAGUAACUCUAAUGAUUCACAUAGCAAUGGCCAAUCUUCAUUCCCAUUUCUCGAUGAAAAGCCCAAUGAUAGUUUAAGAUCUCAUGAACGGGCACAUGCAUCUCUAUUAAGAAUGAGGUCAAGGCGUAAGAGCAAGUCGGCGAGGAACGUUCUGAUUUUAACCCAUAAUAAUAAUAAGCUUCAGGGCCUUGAUACAUCCCUUAUUCAAUACCAAUCUCCAAUUUCAACACCUACCUCACCAAGACCCACUUCUCAAACAUCAUCAAACAUGGCAUCGAACUUAACUAAAGGCUUAUCAAACGACGAUACACCAACAUUUAUAGGGAAUUCCAAACCUUACUUAUCUGCUUCUAGUGUACCUAUCUUAUCCGAGUCAUCACCAACGCAAACCAUUUCACCUAAUAUACCUAAGAAUGAACCGACUAGUGGUAUUAGCAAAAGCCUAUCGAGCAAAACUGCUAGAAGCUCUUCUACGGAUAUUGCAGAUACUGCAAGUAUUCGCAAAGAUAUUUUAUCCGUAAAUGACAUACCUAGCAUCGAUUUUAAGCCUAAAGAACUUAUAUACAGAGAUUUCUUGGAUACUAUGAUGAAGCAGUGUUUGGAGGAUUGUGAAAUUAAAGAAGACCAAGAGAGAUGGUGCAAAGCACUAAAGAAAGUUCUCUCCUACAUCAACUAUAUCAAAUUGACCGAUACAAUAGACAUUAGGCAAUAUGUAAAAAUCAAGAAAAUUCUAGGUGGAACAAUUGAAGAAACUAAUGUUAUUGAUGGUAUGUUUGCAACAAAAAAUAUAGAUUCCAAGAGAAUGUCUUCAAAAAUUGAAAACCCGAAAAUAGCAUUGCUAAUGUUUCCCUUAGAAUAUUUGAAACAAAAGGAGCAGUUCAUUAGUUUAAGAAUAGUUCAUUCUCAGCAAUCGGUUUAUAUAACUAACUUAGUUUCUCGUCUAAUAGCGUUGGAACCAGACAUUAUUAUUGUGGGCGAUUCUGUUUGCGGUUUUGCAGAAAAGCUAUUGCUUGAGGCAAAUAUAACUGUGAUUUCAAAUACAAAACCACAAGUUAUUGAAAGAAUCUCUCGGUACACCAAAGCAAAUAUUUUUCAAUCGAUUAAUGAUUUAUUUUUUAAAAAGGGUCAUUGGGCACUUGUGAGAAGUUUGAGGUAA
Molecule: messenger RNA, 3795 nt
Organism: Debaryomyces fabryi
Lineage: Eukaryota; Fungi; Ascomycota; Pichiomycetes; Serinales; Debaryomycetaceae
Exons: 1
Coding region: 1-3795 (1264 amino acids)
Biological process (GO): phosphatidylinositol phosphate biosynthetic process
Cellular component (GO): endosome membrane; fungal-type vacuole membrane
Molecular function (GO): metal ion binding; 1-phosphatidylinositol-3-phosphate 5-kinase activity; ATP binding
Source: RefSeq, a predicted model, not a curated record